Striga asiatica is the source of this 495-nucleotide messenger RNA. Lineage: Eukaryota; Viridiplantae; Streptophyta; Magnoliopsida; Lamiales; Orobanchaceae. The record is from the annotation of a GenBank genome assembly.
AUGGAAAAGAAGGAUUUGACGCCGAACUACAUAGGCGUUCGGAAACGGAAAUGGGGCCGUUGGGUGUCCGAAAUACGCGAGCCCGGGAAAAGAACGAGGAUUUGGUUGGGAAGCUUCGACACGCCGGAGAUGGCGGCCGCCGCCUAUGAUGCGGCGGCAUUUCACCUCAAGGGCUCCGGGGCCCGACUCAAUUUUCCGGAACUAGCCGAGGCCCACCCGAGGCCCGUUGGACCCGACCCGAAUGACAUCCGCAGAGCUGCCCAGCUGGCGGCCGAGCGGAUGGCCCGCGGGACCCACGGACCAAGUGGUGGUGGGAGUAGUUACGUGCCGACGAGGGUGGAGUUGUCGCCGGGCGACAUCCGAGCCAUAAACGAGUCGCCACUCGACUCGGCCGAUAUGUGGAUGGAGCUUGCGGGCCCGUCACGGGUCGAGGAGCCCGAGAUUGAGAUGGAGAGUUGGGAUGGGAUAGAAUGUGAUUAUUCCAUUUGGGAUUGA